Messenger RNA from Gongylonema pulchrum, 336 nucleotides. Lineage: Eukaryota; Metazoa; Nematoda; Chromadorea; Rhabditida; Gongylonematidae. The record is from the annotation of a GenBank genome assembly.
AUGAUUGGGAACACUGUGAAUUAUAAGCACGCUGCUUGGAAAUUUGGAGUCAUCAAAUAUCAGAAUGUACAUUUCCUCUGUGUAGUCAAACCAGCCUUCAAACUCUGUGAAAACAGCAUUGCAAACUACCAAGGGCUCAAAUUUGAGCAAUACAUGACCUCCGGAAUUAACGAAACGUAUUUACCACCAGUAUCUAGUGUGGAGAAGUUUUUUGUGAUGAUAAGGCGAAAGCUUGGCAAUAUUCGAAUACUCUUCAGAAGUGAGGUCGAUUGCUUCGAUCACGCAGGUAGCAACCAAGCUGUUUGCUGUUUUUUCUGCCAGGACUCUGUUGAAUAG